AUGCGCCGAUCAUCCGUCCUAUCUCUUCCGUCGGCAGCCCACGACACCGGCCCCCCUCCUGUUCUGACGGCUUCGCCCGCGCCUGCCCGCGAAGGUCUUUCUUUCGUGUCCGAUACGCCCAGUCAGUCUUUCGCCUCUUUUCGCACACAACGAUCCCACCAAACGAGCAUCACAUCCCCACAAAUGCACAGUCCACACACCCACAGUGGCGCGGCCGACGAUGCGGAUGCGUCGUUCGCCAAAGACGGCACGCGGCCUUCGUAUCUCGACGUAUCAGCGCUAUCCCCACGCGAAUUCGAUGUGUACACGCGCUGGGCUUCGCGUAUCAAGCCGGCACAUUCCCGUCGCCAGGGCUUUUUGGACGAGCAUGCGGCUGUCAAGUUUUUGCGCUGUGAAUUAGGCAUCUCCGUGGAUCAUGAAGUACAAAUCUUGUCGCUCUUCGAGCGACUCCCGCUCGGUAUCAAGUACGGGCACUUUUAUGCUAUGCUACGCCUGGCAGCCUGGGCCCAACGAGGCCACGCUAUCACGCGCGAUCUGCUAUUCGUGCAGACGGAGCCUGCCGAAAGUCGCCGACGGCGCCGUGGACGGCCAUCAAGCACCUUGACGGCCGCGCCGAUGGCCGAUGCCGACAUGACGCCCAUGGUGACGGCCAUGCCCGUCUCUCUCGAAGUGCCCAAAGCCCCACCACGCCAACUCCCCGAUGAUCAUGAGCUGGUGCGACAUCCCAGCGGGUCCGACUUGGACCACGGAAAAGUGGUGUAUAGCCCACCUGAAUCGCACCUCGUGCGCCCGAUGCCCGUCGUGGCGCGACCGGCCACGAACAAGGCGCCGCCGCUGGACGACGCGGACGCACAGCGGCCUGAGCGCCCCCCCUUGAUGACCGAAUCACAUCCGCUGCUCCGCCCAUCCGCACCGAUGCCCCUGGCUCAGCAAGUAAGUCCUCUCAUCCAGGCUAGCUUGAACGCCCGCAGCCAAUUCAAAAAGGCUUCGCGCACGUCUCGACCCAAGACCUUCACUGUCUUGUCUAGCUCCAGUGGCCAAUUCCAGCGUGACAAGCCGCAUUUGCUCAAUGGAGAGGAAAUCUCGCCUCAUGCUCUCUCGCCUGACACCAAGCGGCGCUCCACGUCAGCGACCAAGCUCUCGUCCCUGAUUGCGUCGCAGGAUUUCAAGCCUGGCACGCCGCCACUGCGUGCUGGUAUGUCUGGUCAGACUAUCGCACCCAAGCCGUCGUAUUUUGGCCGCGAGCGUGGCGUGCUUCCCGCUUGGCUUCGCGAGCAGUAUGAAGAAGGCAAUGUGCUGUAUCCACCGCCUGACCCAGCUGAUCCCUCUGUCACGAGUGUGUACGAUGCCCUGGACAACAAGGCACACAAUACCAUGAAUGGGAGCGAACGCGCGGCAGCGAGUAUCAACCGCCACACACCCUUCUUCCCGCCUCACCGGCGUGAUCUCGAGCGUGCUGAGCUUACGACGCUGAGUGCGAAUGGACCGGCGCAGUACAAGAAACUCAACGAAGAGACGUCUGUCGGCAAGCGCACAUCGAAUGACUCGCUCACGCAGGAACGUGGUGCGAAGCUGCUCGGCAGUCGCUCGAAGAGCACACUGAAUACCAAGGGACGUCGCUUAGAGCAUAGUCCCAGCCAGAACUGGGGCACCCAGCUUGAGUCAGGCACCUAUGCUGGAUUCAAGUCGACGCCUUCUUCGCGCGAUCUGCGUCUGCAGCCGCUCGCGCGUGUCUCGGCCAAGAGGUCGUUCCAAAUUCGGCCUACACAAGAGUUCCAGCCCAUCUUGGCACCUCUGCCUACGGAGACGGCGGUGCACCAUGCGCAGGAAUCGACAGGCGAUACAGACAACAGGCCUCCAGCUCCACUCCGUACACAGGACGAUUUGCGUACGGAGUGGCUGCUCCGCGCCCAUGAUCUUCCUCCGCGUCUUACACGAUCUCACUCGCUGAAUAUGCGUCAGCCAGAGGUGCACCGCUUCAAGCUCCAGGGAGAUGCGACACGUUCGCAGCUGACGUAUAAGCACGAGCGUAAGCCGAGCGGAUCCAUGGCAUUUGGGACGCCCAUGGCUCGUCGUGUAUCGCAGAAACACAUGACCUCACAUGACGAGUCAAGUGCUGAGCGCGCUUCACGCCCUCUACCACAGGCUCCCGACGCGCCGCAUGAAUCCAAGCCUGAGGCUGCCGUGCCUUACAAGCCUCGCCAUGCAAGUGCUGCGAAACUCAAUGCCGUGAUUCGAAAGCACGAGGAAGACGAGGCUCGUCAAAAGGAGUCCAGCGCACCGCAAGAGGCGAUGACAAUGGAUCAUGCCAAGGACGACGAGCCCCACGAGACGAAGGAGGAGCCAAACGUGCCCCCAGAGCCUCCGGCACGCAGGGAGUCGGAAGAGCCCUCGACGGCCGACGAUCCCCCCACGCCCGGAGAUCUGAAUCAGCACGAGGAAGAAAGUCCGCCUUCCCAGCCUCCUGCUGAUCCCGUCGAGACGAGCACGACAAAAGAGGCAGCACCUCUCUCUGAUCGCGAGUCGUGA
Molecule: messenger RNA, 2529 nt
Organism: Malassezia restricta
Lineage: Eukaryota; Fungi; Basidiomycota; Malasseziomycetes; Malasseziales; Malasseziaceae
Exons: 1
Coding region: 1-2529 (842 amino acids)
Source: RefSeq, a predicted model, not a curated record